AAUCGUUAAAUUGAUAGUUUAAGCAUAUUUCGAUAAACAAUUUAAAUUAUCAGAAUGAUCAAGUGCAUCCAAAAGAAGACCGUUCUCAAUCCGGUACGUCGAAUGGCAACAUUUCACUCGAACUUUGCCUGCUCGAUGAUAAACGGAUAUCGCAGCUAUUAUGAUGUGCUCAAUGUGUCCACCAACUCCACUGAAUCAGAGAUUAAAAGUGCAUUCAUCGAGCUAUCCAAGAAAUAUCAUCCCGAUGCCAAUAUCCACACGCGAGAUUCGGAAGAGUUUGUGCGGGUGUGCGAGGCCUACAAGAUACUCCACAAGCGUGCCUCACGCGAACACUACAACAGGCGACUGAGGACACGCUUCUAUAUGGUGCAGCCGGUGGACAUUAGCUAUACGAACAAGAAUGUGCACAGGGCCUGGGUCAAGUAUCAGGCAUCGAUGCGUCACAAACAAUUUGGACACGAUGUGCCCAGUUUCGGUGGCGCAACCAUUCUGCACAAAAAGCCACUGGUGAUCAAGGCGGCCGCUCCGUAUCCUAUGACAACAACUAUGAGUGAUUGCGAAGCCGAAGCCGGCGAUGUGAUUCGAAUGCCAUUUUCGUUUAAUGGUUCCCAUCACAAAUGGAUGUACGCUGGCUAUAUGACAGGCUUCAGCUUAGUCGGAAUACUUCUUGCGCUCGAUGCAUUAAGGAAGGCGCAUAAAAAAUCGAAAUGUAACUCAGUCUUGUAAUUAUUUAUUUGUAGUCUUUGUACAAAAUUGUAUGUGUGCGUAUGUAC
Molecule: messenger RNA, 773 nt
Organism: Drosophila grimshawi
Lineage: Eukaryota; Metazoa; Arthropoda; Insecta; Diptera; Drosophilidae
Exons: 1
Coding region: 55-726 (223 amino acids)
Cellular component (GO): endoplasmic reticulum
Molecular function (GO): protein-folding chaperone binding; misfolded protein binding
Source: RefSeq, a predicted model, not a curated record